This is a messenger RNA of Capsaspora owczarzaki ATCC 30864, 3102 nucleotides long. RefSeq lists its product as hypothetical. The record is from RefSeq and is a predicted model, not a curated record. The transcript is spliced from 5 exons. Gene Ontology annotation, cellular component: endoplasmic reticulum; Golgi apparatus. Lineage: Eukaryota; Filasterea; Ministeriida; Capsasporidae. The coding region runs from base 35 to 3004 and encodes 989 amino acids.
CUGAGCUGUGUCUGAGCUGUUUUUCUGAGCAACGAUGGCUUGGUUUAGCUCGGCCAACUUUACCGAGCUGGCCAAGACGGCCAUAUCGCAGGCGCAGAAGAGCAUCGACCGCGCGCUCGACAUUAAAGAGGAAGACACGCUGCCGUUGCCAGUGCUGGCUGCCCAGCGUGCUGCUGCUGCGAGUGCGGCGGCUCAGCAGGCAGCAGCGAACGCGCUCCUCAAGGAUGGCGAGGGUGAAGCGGGUGAAGACGGCCUCGAUGACGACGACGACGACCACCACCUCGCAGCACUCUUGCAGAAUGGCAGUACGAGUCAUGGCGAUCGUCAUGAGACGAACAGCGAUGGGACGGGUGCCGUACCAGUGAGAACGGGCGCUGCUGCCGACGCGGCAACCAGCUCAGCGCGAGCGAGUCCAACUGCACAAGACACGGCUCCUGCGACGCUUGCUGCUAUGACUACUGCUGCUGAUGAUGAGACUACUGGCACUGGGCUUGCAGCAGGCAGGCUGGCUCAGUCCGCAGCAGUAGACGCAGCGGCAUCCUCGCUCGCGUCGAAGGCCAGCGUUUCGCCUACGCCGACGCCGAGCAGCACUUCCACUGCAGGCAAUGCUGCUAUUGCUGCUGGAACUACGUCACCAGAGCAGUCUGGCUGGUCAUCGGGCGGAUUCACAAACCCGUUCGCCUCGUUCAGUCUUGCUCCCAAAGCGACAGCGACCUCAAGUACCACAAGUAACUCGCUCGAAUCUAUGGCUCCACAAGCACCAGUCUCGUCAUCAGCAUUGCUGUCCAAGCCAGAAGAGCCUAAGGAAGGUGCUCCUCCAAUUGCCACGUUCGAAGCGGACGUCUCAACGCUGCCAGAGUCGUCGACGGCCGCGCCGAUCGCAAUCCAAACAGCAGACAUCACUACCGAUGCAACAGCUGCCAACGAAGCGCACCCUACUGACGCUCCUCAGCUGACAGGCGAGGACGAUUCACUGGGGAACACGACCGUAUACACCUCCGCCAACACAACCGUCUCCGACCCUUCCUCUCAACCCGAAACGACGCGAUUGCUACGCGUUAUUAGUGAGCGGGAGCGCAAGCUUGUAUCGUUAUCCAUCGAGCACACGCAACUGCUGGAAGCGCACGACCUGCUCAAGUCCGAGCACGACCAGGUUCGAAAAGAAUUGGCCAGCGCAAUGACCGCAGCUCCAAGCUCUGGGGGCUCGCGCAAAGAGGAGGAAUUGCUUGCUGCCAUUCGCGAAAAGGAAGUGCAAAUAUCGGAACUAUUAGCCGAAGGUGAAAAACUGUCCAAACGAGAGCUAGUUUUGAACACCAACAUCAAAAAGCUGAAUGCCAAGUGCAAGGCGGCGGAAACCGAAACCACCGCUGCCAAAGGGCAGGUGGCUGAAUUAGAAAGCGUUCUCACCACGCUACGCACUCAAGUAGUGGAAUUGCAACGCAAAGAAAUUGAUUAUCAAGAUUCCCUCGCCAAGGUGAACACGCUGUCAGAUGCGCAGGGCAAGGAGGCACAUGCGCUGAGAAAGGACUUGGAGAAGGCGCGCGAAGAAAAUGCCGGCAUCAAGGCCACCCUGGAUAAAUCGUUCAAAGAGCUGACGGACUUGAGAAAGGCGAAUGCUGCGUCUGCCAAAGCUGUGCAAGAAGCCAGUUUUACCGCCGAGAUUAAUGCCAAGGAGGAACUCAAGGCCCUGCUUGAGCGACAGCGGACGGAGUCUGCUACUGCAUACGAAACCCUGCAACAGCAGAUUGUAGACCUGCAGGCGUCGAUUGUGCGCGGUGAGCAACAAGCCCAGCGAAAGGAAGACUCGCUGCGAAGAGAAAUCGACGACUUGCACGAUCAGCUUCGCGUCGCGGAAACGCGCAAUCAGGAGCUCACCGACAGCGUGACUCAAGCAACACGGCCCCUCCUGCGCCAGAUCGAGACCUUGCGAAAUGCGCAAUCGAGUCAAUUGGCAUCCUGGGAAGCCGUUGAGCAAACCCUUACAAUGCGUUUGGAUGAAGUUCAACUCUUGCUGAGCCAAACAUCCGAGCGCGAACGCCUCGCCAACGCAAAGGCGUCGGAACUCGCUCAGCAACUGGGCAACCUGGAGGCGCAGCUGUCGGCCGAGCGCCAAGCCCGAUCCAAGGUGCAAGCCCAGCUGGACGUCUUGCGCGAGCGGCAUGCCACGCUUGAGCUCGACGCGACCCGUGCAGAAGCUGCGUUGGACGCUGUGCGGACGUCUCAGCAAACCGAGCUCGAGUCCUUGCGAGCAGAGAAGGUGUCGCUUCGCCUGCAAAUCACGACCAUGGAGACGCGUGUUGACGCAGAGUCCAAGCGCGCCGACAUGCUCAAGGAAGCGCUCGAGCGCAAGGAGCUGGAAGUCACCAAACUGUCGAGCGAAGCCGGCGCUGGACUGCACCACUCGUCUUCCAGCGUCUCCAUCAAUGGCAUGGACACGGAUGCUACCGGUGCAGCCAAUGGACGCUCUGUGGAUGCAGGCUGGGCGCGGACGCGCCGCAGCCAGCAGCACGGAUCUGCCCCCGCGACUCCUGGUUUGCCCAUGGCCAGCGCUGCUGCUGCUGCAGACUGGAUUGCGGGCCUCAGCGCCACCGGCGCCUCGCCUCUCGUGAUUGAUCAGUUCAAAUCCAUCCUGCGCCAGCGCGACGGCGAGGUUGCUGGACUUCAGCGCCAGCUGGAAGGUCUGACGCGCACGCAGCAAGUGAUGGCGGAUCAGUUGGUGGAGAUGCAGAGCUCGAAUGACGAGCUCGCAACCCAGCUCUCGUCGCAAAGCCAGGCUGGCACUGCUUCGCACCAGGCAUAUCGCGAGCUCGAGCAGCGGUACAAUGCGCUUCUUGUCCUGUACGGCGAACGGGCCGAAGAGGCGCAAGAGUUGAAACUCGAUCUGCUGGACGUCAAAUCCCUCUAUCGCGCGCAAAUACAAGAGCUCGUGGCUCGUAUCGAGUCCUUGUCUGGGACUUCUCACAGUGGGGCACUCGGUGUGAGCGAUGCUGGCGCUGCGCCGUGAAAGCAAAAAAAAAAAAAAAAAAAAAAAACGAAGAGUUUUUGUCAGUUUUGUGAUUUGUUGUACUCUAAUAUAUUCAGCUGCUGUUAUUAUUUUACGAC